Molecule: messenger RNA, 327 nt
Organism: Striga asiatica
Lineage: Eukaryota; Viridiplantae; Streptophyta; Magnoliopsida; Lamiales; Orobanchaceae
Source: the annotation of a GenBank genome assembly
AUGAGUUCGGCGACCCGGAUGCCACCAGAACGACUUCCUCCUCUGUCUCGCCGGCCUCCUCGUAGCACUCGCGGCACGUGCCGGCGUCACGAUCGCCGUCGUAGUCCUCCUUGCACGAGAGGCACUUCAUCUUCAUCCCCCGGCGGCGGCGGCGCCCCGAGGCGGAUCCUUCCUCCGCAUCAUCUUCUUCCUCUUCCUCGCCUUCUCCGAAAUCCGGAUCGGAAUCUGAAUCGGAAUUCGAAACUGGCGAGAAGUUUCGCCUCCUAUGCUGGUGGCGACGCAUGCUUCCGGCGGCUGAUUUUUUGCCCUUUCCUCAGUUUUUAUUGA